Molecule: messenger RNA, 1343 nt
Organism: Exophiala xenobiotica
Lineage: Eukaryota; Fungi; Ascomycota; Eurotiomycetes; Chaetothyriales; Herpotrichiellaceae
Exons: 1
Coding region: 88-831 (247 amino acids)
Biological process (GO): regulation of DNA-templated transcription
Cellular component (GO): nucleus
Source: RefSeq, a predicted model, not a curated record
CUUUUGGCAACACUGAUGAGAAGAAUUGUACACUGUGGCUGGCGCUGAAGCUCCUCACUAAAGUCUUUGUAUUGAUGACAAUGCACGAUGAGUGCCCUUGUUGGCUACGAAAGUAGCAGCGAUGAAGAAGAGGUGCCAAUACCUAAGGCUCCAACAACAUCAGAGCGCAACAGGGAGGCUACCCACUUUACGGUAGUUAAGCCUCGUGAACGGAGUAACAACGAGACGCUCGCACCUCCGUCGAAUCUAGCCUCAGGAGCAAGCCCUGUAGGCGCUGAUGUUGGGCCUAUGCUAGGUCCUUCAAUGCCGGAACAUAUGGGAAGUGACACCGAGCAAGAUCCUUUGUCCGAACUACAACAAUCCAUGGCUGAGCGAGAUAUAAUCCACCACCUUACGGCGGCAUCACACCCCAUGACGUCGCUGCCUCCUUCUCCACCCGGGUCACCGAAUCCAGCUCUUGAAGCCAAAUUCAAGCAAUUUCUCGAGCUGAAGGCAAAAGGUGUACACUUUAACCAAGACCUGGCACGAAAAGCAACUUUUCGCAACCCGAGCCUUCUUCCUACCUUGAUGGUCCGGAUAGGGCUGGAGGAAGAUGAUCAAUACAGGACUUCUCUGCCCCAAGAAGUCUGGGACUCUUCAGCCUUUCCUCCCUCAGUCUAUAAAGAAGGCCUCCUUCGAAGCCAACAAACUCUACGCGAGCAGGAGGCGGCAAACAAGAAGAGUCUGUCGGCUUCAGGGAAAAGAACGAUCGAAUUCACGUCUGGGGCGACAUCUGGAAACACUAGCCGAGAUUCAACCCCAGGAAUGCCACAUAAGCGGAGACGACCUUGAUCGUGGAUUGACUCAGUCCGGAUUGAUGUUUCGGAUGAUAUCAAAGCCGACAACAGUGACCGACAAUCCUGUCACAGCACUUGCCCAGACAAGCUAUUGGACGGCAUUGACCUGCGGGAAUCUUGACUACUUGGUGGUGCCAGCUCAUACUCAGCGCAACCAUUUGGGGGAAGAAAGAAUCUAAAGGGGGGUACCACUUCCCACUCUAAGUGGUUGACGAGAUCUCAGUCGGUGUGAACAAGUUCGUGAAGUCACAGCGGACCGUUUAAGGCCGCAUUAAUUGGAUACACGUCAGGCCAAUCACACGGAAGGACUGGUUGGGCUCGGGUUCCUGCAGCUGAAACGACUGUCAGUUUUCGCUUCGGGCUGGAGCCAGAUUGAUGAAUCUGGGCACUCUGACCAGCUAUUCUCUGCAGCGUUCAGCAAGGGGAAGGAGAAAAUCAGCGUCAUGAAUGAACAGAUGAUUUUUGAUCGCUCGGACUUUCAGGGUCCGUAUCCUGAUCGACGGUGUG